Messenger RNA from Rhizoctonia solani, 450 nucleotides. Its product is annotated as DNA-directed RNA polymerases I, II, and III subunit RPABC2. Bases 1 to 450 code for a protein of 149 amino acids. The record is from RefSeq and is a predicted model, not a curated record. Gene Ontology annotation, molecular function: DNA-directed RNA polymerase activity; DNA binding. Gene Ontology annotation, biological process: DNA-templated transcription. NCBI's taxonomy places the organism in Eukaryota, Fungi, Basidiomycota, Agaricomycetes, Cantharellales, Ceratobasidiaceae. Gene Ontology annotation, cellular component: RNA polymerase III complex; RNA polymerase I complex; RNA polymerase II, core complex. The transcript has 4 exons.
AUGUCCGACUAUGGUGGAGGAGGAGAUGAUGAUUAUGAUGGAGGAAUGAACGAUACCUUUGACGAGCCAUUGCCCGAGGACGAGGAUCCCGGGUACGACCUCCUUAAUGGAGAACAACAAGGAGAGGAUGGCCAGGCGGCCGGAACGGGUGCGAUGGAUGUAGACAGGGAACCGGUUGAUCUGGGUGUAGUGGAGCAGCAACGGCAACCCAACAAAGAGCGAAUUACAACAAGGUACUUGACCAAAUAUGAGAGGGCCAGAAUUCUGGGGACAAGGGCGUUGCAGAUUAGUAUGAACGCCCCUGUACUCGUUCCCCUUGAUGGCGAGUCGGACCCACUACAGAUCGCGAUUAAGGAGCUUGCGCAGAAAAAAAUACCGCUCGUUAUUAGGAGGUAUCUUCCUGACGGAAGUUUUGAGGAUUGGAGCGUAUCGGAACUCAUUGUUGAGUAA